AUCGAAUUUGUAUGCGAUAAAAUGUUUGGGACUUGAAUUCAUUUUGUAUAAAAGGUUGAGAGUAUAUUUGAUAAUUAAACAACCAGUAACAACUUAAAACACUAGACCUCAUAACACCGGAACAAAACCCUAAAAAUCCUGGAGCCCACUCAUCUCACCCAAUCUAACCCAUCCUCUCUUCUACAGAAAACCGCCUUGAAAAAUUGUUUCUUUCUUCGUCUUCGGUCCUUCUCCUCUUCCUGAAGGAGAAGAACCGGAUAAACUGUACCAAAAAUUUGAAAAGUACCCAAAAAAUUUCAUAAAUUUAAUGUAAUGAACGAAACCGUACCAGAUCACACACUCUGCGGUUACCUUUGUACGGUUCUCACGGUUCCUCCCCAAUCCAUUGCCACGACCAUCCCUUUCUCCGCUCCUUGCCACCUCACCACCGACGAUAACGACAACAUUUGCUUCCAAUGCCAAAACGGCAUCGUUCUUUAUGCAAUUCGAAACCAUGUCGUUACGAAUAGCGAUAAUGCUGGGAAUUCGAGGAAGAGAGGGAGGGGGAAGAUUGGGAUGGUGAAAGGGAGCAUAAGUGUGGUGCACCGGAUUCAUGCAUUGGUGGUUCAUAAGUGCGUGAAGAUCCAGGCGCGGGUUUUGAAAGUGGAGGAGAAUGGUGAGGAAGCUAGGGCGGUGCUGCUAGUGGAGGUUUAUUUGCCGGUUGACUUUUGCUCCGGUUGGCAGUUUCCCAGGUCCGGCUCUGUUGCUGGUUCCUUGUUUAGGCACUUAAGCUGUGAUUGGAAGGAAAGAAAUUUGAUGCUCAAUAAUGGUAUAGAGAUUAGUAAAGAUGGUCAUGGAAAUGUACGGAGCAUCUGGAGUAUUUCUGACUGUCAUGUUCUAGGAUGCAAGUUGCAUUGUGAUGGUGUUGACCUUUUGAAUGAAAGGCUAUUUGAGCUUCAUGACAUUUUCAAGAGCUUGCCUAGUUUAACAACUAAGGGAAUGGCUCAUUCUUCUAGAGUACAACCAGCUGAUAACACUCAUAUUUCUGGCAUUUGGGACAUAGCUGAUGAUAUCCUGAUUAAUAUUCUAGCUGCACUUGGCCCAAUGGAUCUUACCAGGGUAGCAGCGACCUGCCGUCAUCUAAGGUCUUUGGCUGCAUUAAUAAUGCCAUGUAUGAAACUUAAACUUUUCCCUCAUCAGCAGGCAGCAGUUGAAUGGAUGUUAAGGCGUGAGCGGAAUGCUGAGGUUUUAUGUCAUCCCUUGUACAUGGAAUUUUCAACAGAAGAUGGGAUUCCUUUCUAUGUUAAUAGUGUUUCUGGCAGUAUAGUUAUUGGCACAGCUCCCACCAUUAGAGAUUUUCGUGGGGGGAUGUUCUGUGAUGAACCUGGCUUGGGAAAGACUAUAACUGCUCUAUCACUUAUUCUGAAAACACAAGGAACACUGGCUGAUCCACCAGAAGGUGUUCAAAUAAUCUGGUGCACGCAUAAUGGUAAUGAUAAAUGUGGUUAUUAUGAGCUUAGAGGUGAUGGAUUCCCCUCCAAUAAUAUGACUUUGGGGAAAAGGACUACGAGUCAGAAUGGUCUCCGGGUACAAUCAUCUUUAGGAAAGUUUUGUCUCAUGGAAGAUAUAAACCAUCCUUUGCCUAAAAGGGCCAGGUUGAUGGAUCCAGGCAAGAGAAGUGCUGAAUUUAAUGAUUCUUGUUCUAGUAGAGGAAUAAAAUCACCAUCAGCGUCAUACAGUGAACCGUUAACUUGGGCAGUUCGAUCCACAAGGAACUUGAGUCACAUCAGGAAAAAUCUUCUUUAUGGAUAUGAUGGACUUUCUGGUUCUUGUAAAGGAAAAGCAGUUGAGAAGAAUGCACCUAUAAGGAAUGGAUUAAGACAUGUCUAUUGGGGAAAGCAAGUUAAUUUAUCCUAUGGAGUGUUUGAUGGUUGCAUGAGACCUGGGAAAGGUACUGCGUGCAAUGAAACUUGGGUUCAGUGUGAUGCCUGUCACAAAUGGAGGAAACUUGCAGACUCAAGUAUAGCUGAUGCUAAGGUAGCAUGGUUUUGUAGCAUGAACACUGACCCUGCACAUCAGAGCUGUACUGAUCCAGAAGAAGCAUGGGAUAAUCAUCAAUCUAUAACAUACCUGCCGGGAUUUUUCACCAAAGGAACAGCUGGUGGAAAGGAGGAAAAUGUGUCAUUUUUCAUCAGUGUUCUCAAGGAGCACUAUGCUCUGAUUAAUUCUAAAACAAAGAAAGCCUUACUUUGGUUAGCUAAACUUUCUCCAGUAAGGCUCUCUGAAAUGGAGACAGUUGGUUUGUCAAGUCCGAUAUUAGGCACUGGUGUUGCUGGAGAUGCACUUGGUUUCCAUAAGAUAUUUCAAGCAUUAGGUCUUAUAAAGAGGGUUGAAAAGGGAAUUAGUAGGUGGUAUUAUCCACAGACUCUUGAGAACUUGGCAUUUGAUUUGGCUGCUCUCAGAAUUGCUCUCUGUGAGCCUUUAGAUUCUGUCAGGUUAUAUUUGUCAAGAGCAACAUUAGUUGUUGUUCCAUCAAACCUAGUUGAUCACUGGAAAACACAAAUCCAGAAACAUGUAAGGCCUGGCCAGCUGCAGCUUUAUGUCUGGACUGAUCAUAGAAAGCCUCUUGUUCACAGUCUGGCUUGGGACUAUGACAUUGUUAUCACUACCUUUAACCGUUUAAGUGCAGAAUGGGGUCCUCGUAAGAGAAGUGUACUGAUGCAAGUGCAUUGGCUUAGGGUUAUCUUAGAUGAAGGGCACACCCUUGGCUCAAGUCUUAAUUUAACCAACAAAUUGCAAAUGGCUAUUUCAUUGACUGCUUCUAAUCGUUGGUUACUGACUGGAACCCCCACUCCUAACACACCCAAUAGUCAACUGUCACAUCUUCAACCAUUACUCAAGUUUCUUCAUGAGGAAGCUUAUGGUCAGAACCAAAAGUCAUGGGAAGCUGGCAUUCUUAAACCAUUUGAAGCUAAGAUGGAAGAGGGUCGGUCACGAUUACUGCAAUUACUCCAUAGAUGCAUGAUUAGUGCAAGAAAGAUAGAUUUAAGAACUAUUCCUCCAUGCAUUAAGAAGGUGACAUUUGUUAAUUUCACUGAUGAACAUGCAAGAAGUUAUAAUGAAUUGGUAGUUACAGUGCGGCGCAAUAUUCUAAUGGCUGACUGGAAUGAUCCUUCUCACGUUGAAAGCUUGUUAAAUCCAAAGCAGUGGAAAUUUCGAAGUACAACAAUUAGAAAUGUUAGGCUGUCUUGUUGUGUGGCUGGGCAUAUAAAAGUAACAGAUGCUGGUGAAGAUAUUCAAGAAACAAUGGAUAUUUUGGUUGAAAAUGGUCUGGAUCAAAUCUCAGAAGAAUAUGAUUUUAUUAAAUAUAACCUCCUUUAUGGUGGUAAUUGUCAGAGAUGCAAUGAAUGGUGCCGUCUACCAGUUGUCACCCCAUGUAGGCAUCUUUUGUGCCUUGAUUGCGUUGCUUUGGACUGCAAAAUGUGUACUUUACCUGGCUGUGGUAACUUGUAUGAGAUGCAGACUCCUGAAACAUUAGCGCGCCCGGAAAAUCCAAAUCCCAAGUGGCCUGUCCCAAAAGAUCUUAUUGAGUUACAACCUUCAUAUAAACAGGAUGACUGGAAUCCUGAUUGGCAAUCAACCUCUAGCAGUAAAGUUGCUUAUCUUGUGGAGAGGCUGAAGGCGUUGCGGGAGGUUAAUAAAGAGAUCCAUUGCUUUAGGAAUGAAGACAGUGAUGCCAAGCUCGUUGACAAGCUACUUUGGCCUUCACGGAGGGGUGAUAUGGAUGUGCCUUUGCUGCAGAAUUGCUCUAUCCUGGACAACAAGUCAUACAAGACACUUCCAGAGAAAGUUUUAAUAUUUUCUCAAUUUCUUGAGCAUAUACACGUUAUUGAGCAGCAGCUGACUUUUGCUGGUAUCAAGUUUGCUGGAAUGUAUACUCCAAUGCAUUCUAGCAAAAAGAUGAAGUCGCUGGCCAUGUUCCAAUAUGAUGAUAGCUGCAUGGCUCUCUUGAUGGAUGGGAGUGCUGCAUUGGGUCUUGAUUUGAGUUUUGUUACUCAUGUAUUUUUAAUGGAGCCAAUCUGGGACAGAAGCAUGGAGGAACAAGUCAUUAGCCGUGCUCAUAGGAUGGGUGCUACUCGUCCAAUCCAUGUUGAAACUUUGGCCAUGCGUGCUACAAUUGAAGAGCAAAUGCUGGAAUUCUUACAGGAUGCCGAUGCAUGUAGGAAAUUUUUGAAAGAAGAGUCUCAGAAACCUGACCGUGAAGGUUCACGUACUUGUCGGACACUACAUGAUUUUGCUGAGAGCAAUUAUUUGGCUCGACUUAGCUUUGUGCGUAGAAACUCAGUGUCAUAAGGAGAUGUUCUUAAAUAUUGCGGGAGAGGAAACAUGUUUGAACUCAUUUUUGUGGCUUCAACUACAUACAGGGCUGUUCUUCAAAAAGGGUAGGGCACCUUUUAAUUGCAUGACUAUCAGCCUCAGUUCAACUGCAGGACAUGAUUUGAUUGUGUUUGCCAUGACGGUUCUACAAGUUUAAUGCCGCUUUUGCCUACUCAGUGCAUCGACAAAAGUUCUUUUGUUGGACAUGAAUCCGUCUUUUGGUGCAAAGAAGCAAAUUUAGUAGCAGAUACAGUAGCAAAAUUCAUUGCAACUGUACUUAGAAACAUUGGAAUGAAUUUUUGUUAGAAUGAAGCAGAGUUUUGCAGCAGACACCUUGGCAAAACAUGCUGAAAUUAAUCAUCCUCAUUUUGUAGGCGUAUUAAUACAUCCCUGAAUAUGCCACUAAUUCCCAGAGUUCAAUUAGGGUGAUUUGUGUAGCUUGUAUAUGCUUUAGGUUGUAGUAGGUCAUUUUUUGGUGUAUAAUUUAACUCUGGGAAAUAGUAACGAAAUAUUAUUUCAUCCAUUGUCGGUCAUUGUGUUCAAGCUUGUUUAACUAGGAAAGCAAAAUACUAUUAUCCCACUGAUGCACAAUAAUUAUUGAUUUGAUUAUAAUAUCUUAUCCAUUGAUUUGAUUAUAUUAUCCUAUCUAUGAAUCGGUUAACUUGUGGAUUGGUUAGAUCUUACUUUUGAAUUUAUUCAUGAAAAUUAAAUUUGACAAUUUAUGUAAUCACAAAAAUCAAGGAUUCCUUAAUAAAUUGUAUAUAUUCUUACCCUGAAUCUUAUAUAUAUUCUGAUGAAAGCUUCGGCUUAUCAUCACAUUGAAAAAGGUUUUUAAUAACUUGGGUCCAUUCAUCCUCUUGGGUCUGU
This is a messenger RNA of Durio zibethinus, 5223 nucleotides long. RefSeq names its product F-box protein At3g54460-like. The record is from RefSeq and is a predicted model, not a curated record. Lineage: Eukaryota; Viridiplantae; Streptophyta; Magnoliopsida; Malvales; Malvaceae. Gene Ontology annotation, biological process: DNA repair. Gene Ontology annotation, cellular component: nucleus. Gene Ontology annotation, molecular function: ATP binding; ATP-dependent activity, acting on DNA; protein binding.